Molecule: messenger RNA, 5290 nt
Organism: Pecten maximus
Lineage: Eukaryota; Metazoa; Mollusca; Bivalvia; Pectinida; Pectinidae
Product: myeloid leukemia factor 1-like
Exons: 6
Coding region: 114-923 (269 amino acids)
Biological process (GO): regulation of DNA-templated transcription
Cellular component (GO): nucleus; cytoplasm
Source: RefSeq, a predicted model, not a curated record
ACCCCGGAUGUUCUCCAUUGUGUUUACCUGUCAACUGGGAGUUUUCUGGAAAUUGCGUCGGUAUUAACUGCAUAUUACAGGUCUCUGUGGAAGUUCGGUAUACAUUCAGCAAAAUGCUUGGUGGUUCCUUAUUUAGGUCGAUGGAAGAAGAUCCAUUUUUCGCUGGGCACAUGGACCAUAUGAGAAGGAUGGAUUCCCUCUUUGCUGAUCCUUUUGGCAUGAUGGGUCCUCAAUUGCAACCACCAGGCCAGAGACAGCUGGAAGUAUCAAGGAAUCGGGCUCGACCUGGACAUCAUAGGGAUAUGAUGGUCCCUCAUGGCUUUAUGGGUCCUAUGGACAUGUUUGGAGGUAUUGAUGGCAUGUUCAGUAACAUGAGAAAGAAUAUGCAGAUGAUGGGACAACAAUUUAGUAAUGUCCAGAACGAUCCCAACGCCCACAGUUUCAGCCAAACUUCAUUUAUGUCCUACUCCAAUGUACCAGGGCAGGGUCAGCCUAAAAUGUACCAAGCCUCAUCAUCUACACGUGUUGCACCUGGUGGAGUGAGGGAAAUACAAAGAACUAUGAGAGAUUCAGAAAGUGGAGUUGAGAAAAUGGCUAUUGGACACCACAUUAAUGAUAGAGGUCAUGUAAUUGAGCAGUCACGUAACCACAGAACGGGUCAGCAAGAUCGCAACGAGGAUCUCAUCAACCUGGAUGACGAUUCCAAACAUGAAUUCAAUGAGGAAUGGCAAGGAAAGAUGAGGAAACAAAGAUUUGACAGAAACCGUCUUGAUUAUGCGCGAAGAGGAGAGCGCUCAAAUGACCACCGACAGGAAAGAUCAGAACGCCAUGGAGGUGGACGCCAGCUGGCAAUUGAGAGCCCCAGAGAUCAUGCCCAAAGAGACACAAGGAGACCAGAACACCGAUAUCGGGACAGAGAAUAAACCACAUGUGUGAUUGAUGAUAGCAAGAAGAAUGUAGAAUGAGAGCUGAUCCCACCAAGGGAAACUUGUGAUACAGACUGCAGGGAAUGCAGGACUAUCCUGUUUUUCUCACCUUAAUAAAACAUUGCAUGAAUGACAUUUUUCUGGCUAGUAAUAUAUGUUAAAAGUAUACAACGGUCUUGACAAGGAUAGUUUCUAUCCAGUUCAUAAACACUAGUACAAAUUUUCUAAAAACUAUAAACUUAAAAAAAAAUAUUCUUGUACUAUAGUACGUUGUUUUGAUAAUCAGUUUUACUGGUGACGGCAGUUGUUUCCAUUUUCCUAAUUCUUGAUUGCACAACACUAAUUGGUGAUUACUAAUUGAUGAUUGAUUGUAAGAAGUUUUAUAGGGUAACUUUUGUUGUAUAUUUCUCUUGUUGAAAAUGUGUAGUACAGUUUGAAAUUUAUUGCUGUGUAGCAGGAAACUGUUAUCUAAGUUUUGUCCUGUUUCACCUAUUGAACAACAAAAUUUAACAACAUGGCGAUGGAUUUUUUUACUUGCUACUGUAAACAUCAUACAUUUGCAAAAAACGUAUUUUUUACAAGAGACAAAAAAAAAUUCUGGGCCUAGAGUUUCUUGAGAGUUCCCUAGUUUACUGUCAAUGCACUUACUAUAAUAAAGCCUCGAAUCAUAUCCCUAUUCAGUUAUCUAAUGUCGACAAUAAAAAUCCAUGUCAAACAAUAUGUAAACGGAGAAUGAAUUUUAACUAAAUGCACUUGCCAUUCCUAAUAUGAUGCAUAGUUUGUGAAGUUUCUAAAAAAAAAAAAAUCCUUCUCGAUUGGUUAAUUAGCUGUUCAAUUUUUAAACAAAAAAUAGCUGUUUUUUUUAUUUCAAACAAUUGUUGUAACAAUGGAUUGGUGGUGUCCAUCUGUUUGCCUUAGAAAUUAAAAUUUUGCUUGUGAACAUAUUAAUACUAGUUCCUUCCAAAUUUUUGUCAAUCUUGGUUGGAUAUAACAUAUUUAACUAUAUCUUUCAAAUAAAGUCUUGCUUGUUUGAGUAUUUCAUUUCUUGAUUACUUUUAUGAAACCACUGGUGAAUGACCGUUAUGUCUCGGCUCUCUUCAACCAAAACUAGAUACAUAUUGAAAAUACACAAAGGGAGGUAAUUUCAAAUUUGGUAGUGUCCUUUGUUGUCAUUGUUUACUUCCCUUUGUUGUUAUUUAAUAUAAUAAAUAGAACAUUUCAGUGGGAUGCAAAAUGUACUUGGUGUUAUGCAAUCACAAAUCUGAUUUUUUAAGUUAGUGGAGAUUAGUAAAUUAUUAUGUAGAUGUGUUUGUGGUGUCAGCACUAUAACAUAUUUAUGUAUCAAGUGUAUGUUGUAUUUUACUUUUCAUACGUUAUAUUAUUUAAAUUUGUUUUGUUGAAUGUAGAGUGUGAUACAUUGUACUUGAUAAUUAUCCAACAGAUCAUUUCUAUAAAUAUGAUGAUGAUGAUGAGGAGGAGGAGAGGAUGAUAAUCGAUGAGGAGGAGGAGGGAUGAUGAUAAUGAUGAUGAUGAUGUCAUCGUUGUCUACAGAACAUGAUUUAAUAUUUACCAGAGUGAUAAAUCUAUGAUGAUGAUGAUGAUGUCAUCGUUGUCUACAGAACGUAUUUUAGUAUUUACCAGAAUGAUAAAUCUAUGAUGAUGAUGAUGAUGAUGAUAAUAAUGUCGUUGUCUACAGAAUGUAUUUUAGUAUUUACCAGAGUGAUAAAUCUAUCCAAUUGCUGUUAGAUUUAAGUACAUGUCCACGUACCUGAAAAUCCUGUGUGACACUGCGACUCUAAAUUCACUCCAACAUUUGUAAAUAUUAAGUGCAGUACUGUCAAUAUGCUUAGGUGGUCAGUAAAUCUAAUUCGUCAUAGAUCCACAAACUCAUUGUAAUAUUUAGUUAUGUUUGAUUUAAGAUUUCGUCUAUUUCCAUUUAAAGCUAUUUUUAACCAGUGUAAGAUCUGAAAACUUAUGGAAAUUAAUAGUGAAAUGACUAAACAUUAUAUAUAAAUAUACGUACACAUUGUAUUAAUGUUUUCAAGCUUAAUUUAUGGCUUUCUGGCCACGGUUUAUUAUAUUCAAGCAACUUUUGUUGCUAACUUUUGAGUGCCAUUUUCACAUACAGCUCUUUAGACGCUGAUUAUCAUUAACUACAAUAUUACCUCACAAUGUGUUGGGUCUGAUAGAAAAGCUGUACUGACUAACGCAUUAUCUCCAGUUUUGACUCAACAAUUUCAUCUUUAUAUAAAUUGAAAAUUUAGCAAAUUGAAUUUUAGCAGUCAUAAAGUGUUAGUGAAUAUCAUUUUCUUCGGGUUUAGUAUGUAAAUAAAUAUGAAUUGUAUUUAACGUUAACAACAAACCAAUAUUAGAUGUAAAUUCAUAAUUCCAUAGCCUUGUCCUUGAGGCAGGCAUUGGGACAUACAUUUCAAUGUUCAGUGUUGUAAACAAAAAUGGGGGAAUAUUCUAAUAGAACUACUGUCCAGGUAGGUUUAUUUUUUUUCCAUAUGUGAGUUGCUGGUUAACUUAAUGUUCAAGGUAAGUUUAAAUAAAUCCGGUUAGACAGAUAUUGUGUAGAUUGACCCAUUCUGUUAGCUUGUGAGUUAUUGUAUUUGUUGUAGAUGUAAUUCAGUCAAUGUUUUCUUGAUCUCUUGUCAGACAUUUAUAACCAUGGUAUCGGUUACUAGAUAGCAUGUAUUCCUUACCAUUGAUUGGUUACAGGAAGGUUGCCAUAGGAUUCGUUAGUCAGUAUAUCUUGUUCUUUUUAGUCUCGGAUAUCAUUACUACAUGCUGUGUGGCAGGAUGUUGAUAAUUCUUACUUUAAAUGUGUACGAUGAUGUUCAUAGCAAAAUCAUCAAAAAAUUCCUACAUUAGAAAUUUUGAAUUGGCAUUUCACUUGAGUCUGAUUAAUUGUAGCAAAACACAGGAUGGUAUAUCUUUAUAUGUAACUUACAGUAUGAACUUAUAUUUUCUGUGCUCUAAGCUAUUAGCCCAUACCUUGUAGUAAGUCCACCUAAGUAUGUUGCAGUUGAUGUUGAAGUGGCAAAAAAAAAAAAUUUAGUUCCAAAUCAUGACUUCAUUGAAGUAUUAUUACAUUUACAUAGUAAAACCGUAUCAGGUUUAUUUGCAUGUGACUAGUGGUUGGAGAACACACUUAUGAAGACACACUCCUAUUUGUUCAGGUACACCAAAAAUAUUCUUCAUAUGUUCAGCUUGCCUGUUCAGAGAACAGACAAAAUAGGAUAAUUAUACUCUGAUGUGAGCGUACAACAAACAAACUGGUGUCAAUCAUGUGAAGACUUGCCAUUAUUAUACAAUGUAUACUACUAAUAUAAAGGGAGAACGUCUUACACAGAUGUUCAUUUGGGGUCUAACUUCAAUGUAAAGUAAAGCAAAUCUCAUUGUUGUUUAUAAUCUGAACAAUUAAAUUUAUUGGGGAGAAUUUUUUUGUAAUUACAAUAAAGUUAGAAUACCAUGAUAUCAUAUUCUUAAUAUACAAAUUAAUAUAAAACCAAUUUUAAAUAUUGCAUAGAAUCAUUUUAGAACAAGAUAUCACCGUGGUAUAUCCCGGUGUUUAUAAUCAAUCGGGUACAUUAGAUCACACAGUGUAUUAUUUUUGUGAUUUUGUAUUGAUUUUGCAAAUGAUAUACAUUCCGUAGAUACUUCUGUAUUGUAAGUUGCAAAUAUUUGCAAUGAAAGCUGUGAAAGAUCAGAUAAUUCAAUCUCUAAAAGUAGUCACGGGUCCUCAGUCGUGUAACAGUGUGGUUUUAAAAUCUUGGUAGUCAUAUAUCUCAAAUGUUUUGACAAAUCAUGAAGAUAUAUUUUAUCUUCACUAUGUCUUGUAUAUCUAGAUUAUCAUAUGUAUAAAUACUAUUGAAUUGUGGAAUUUAAAUUUAAUUUUAUAUUAAUAUGAAAGUACAGAAAUUGGAAAAUUCCAAAUUUCUUUUGAGGUCACUAAAUAUAUUUAAUACAGAAAUUGGAAAAUUCAAAAUUUCUUUUGGGGUCACUAAAUAUAUUUAAUGCUCUUAACUUGGCAGGUUUAAGUCAUGCAGAAACAAAAUACACUGUCAAAUUGUUGUAAUUUUCAACAAAUGAAUGUUGUGACUGAAGUAAUUCUGUUUAUGACAAAUAUAUGUAGAAAUCUGAUCAAUAAUAUCAUUUACCCAAAACUGAAAACAUAAGACAUAUGAGUCAUGGUAUUAUAGCUGUUUGACUAUAGUGUAUUAAUAUUUGGUACUAUUGAUGAAGGAAUGUUGUUUAGUUUGGACAUAAAGGUUGAGUUUUUCUUACACUACCCUGAUAUGAUAACUAGAUGUGAUAUUGUAUAUAGUGGUUUGUAUCAAUAAACACUCCUUUGUAUUCCA